Eucalyptus grandis is the source of this 777-nucleotide messenger RNA. Its product is annotated as vacuolar protein sorting-associated protein 32 homolog 1-like. Gene Ontology annotation, biological process: vesicle budding from membrane; late endosome to vacuole transport via multivesicular body sorting pathway. Gene Ontology annotation, cellular component: multivesicular body; cytoplasmic side of plasma membrane; ESCRT III complex. The record is from RefSeq and is a predicted model, not a curated record. Lineage: Eukaryota; Viridiplantae; Streptophyta; Magnoliopsida; Myrtales; Myrtaceae. The annotation marks the transcript as partial. The transcript is spliced from 7 exons.
AAACUUAAGCUGGGGACGGACGCUCAGCCUCUCACCACGACGAUGGACAAGUUGAAGGAGACACUUCUAAUGCUGGAGGAAAAGGAGAAUGUUCUUAAACGGAAGGCUUCUCAAGAGCUUGAGGAAGCGAAGAGGGCCACUGGAGUGAAUGAUAAAAAGGCUGCAAUUCAAUGCUUGAAGAAGAAGAAGCUGUGUGAAGAGCAAAUUGAGCAGCUUAGAAAUUUUCAACUUAAGAUGUAUGAUCAGAUGUUAGUGUUGGAUGGAGGAGAAGCAGCAACUUUGACCAUGGAUGCUUUGAGAACUGGAGCAGCAGCAAUGAAAGCAAUGAAUAUUGCUGAUGUGGACAAUAUCAUGGAUGAGAUUUCUGAACAACAUGAGACCAUGAAACAAAUGCAAGAGGCGGUGUCAUAUCCUUCUGGUGCAGCGGCUUUCUUUGAUGAGGAUGAGCUUGAGGCAGAGCUUGGAGAACUGGAAGGCACUGACUUGGGAGAACAGCUCGUUCCGCCUGCCGAAACAUCUUCUGCUGCUCUAUUUCCUGUCCCAGUUGUCCUGCUUCCAGCCCCCCACAUUCUUCAUGGGACAGCCAUAGUGGAAGAACCGGAGGGCGCAGAGUUGGAAGAACAGCUCCACCUGCUUGCCACAACAGCUUCUGCUGCUCUGGUGCAAGUCAUAGCUGGCCUGCUUCCAGUCCCCCUGUUCCUCAGGCGACAGCCUAGGAGGAUGAACUUGCCGAUGAGAUGGAAUUUUGAGCAGGUCUUACUGCUCAUGCUUAACUGA